Messenger RNA from Pichia membranifaciens NRRL Y-2026, 3816 nucleotides. RefSeq lists its product as hypothetical. Gene Ontology annotation, molecular function: protein binding; structural molecule activity. Bases 47 to 3715 code for a protein of 1222 amino acids. Gene Ontology annotation, biological process: endoplasmic reticulum to Golgi vesicle-mediated transport; intracellular protein transport; intra-Golgi vesicle-mediated transport. The record is from RefSeq and is a predicted model, not a curated record. The transcript is spliced from 2 exons. NCBI's taxonomy places the organism in Eukaryota, Fungi, Ascomycota, Pichiomycetes, Pichiales, Pichiaceae. Gene Ontology annotation, cellular component: COPI vesicle coat.
CUCCUGGUCUCAGUGCACAAUCCUCAACACAUCCACACUCGUCAAGAUGAAGAUGCUCACUAAGUUUGAAUCGAAGUCUUCUAGGGCCAAGGGUGUUGCCUUCCAUCCUAGAAGGCCAUGGCUUCUUGUUUCGUUGCAUUCGUCGACCAUCCAGCUCUGGGACUACAGAAUGGGUACGUUGAUUGACCGUUUCGAGGACCACGACGGGCCGGUCAGAUGUGUUGCGUUCCACCCAACACAGCCGAUCUUUGUUUCCGGUGGUGAUGACUACACAAUCAAGGUCUGGUCCACCCAGACCAGAAAGUGCAUGUUCACCUUGACCGGCCAUUUGGACUACGUCAGAACGGUGUUUUUUCACCACGAGUUGCCAUGGAUCAUUUCCGCCUCCGAUGACCAGACCAUCAGAAUCUGGAACUGGCAGAACAGAAAGGAGAUUGCCUGUCUUACUGGCCACAACCACUAUGUCAUGUGUGCUCAAUUCCACCCUAAGCAAGACUUGAUUGUCUCUGCCUCCUUGGAUCAGACCGUCAGGGUCUGGGACAUUUCCGGAUUGGUCAAGAAGCAUUCUGCUCCUUCAGGUGCAAGCUCUUUUGGUGGUCAUUCGUCCAUGAAUCAGUUUGACCAGUACAACAGAAACCAACCUCCUCAGCAGGACAUCUUUGGUAAUACUGACGCGGUAGUCAAGUAUGUUUUGGAGGGCCACGACAAGGGUGUCAACUGGGCCUCUUUCCAUCCAGAAUUACCCUUGAUUGUCUCCGGAGGAGAUGACCGUGCUGUCAAGUUAUGGAGAAUGAGUGAAACCAGAGCGUGGGAAGUUGAUGGUUGCAGAGGUCACACCAACAACGUUCCAUGUGUCUUGUUCCACCCUACGGAGGAUUUGAUUAUCUCUGUUGGCGAAGAUAAAACCAUUAGAACUUGGGACUUAAACUCACGGUCUCCUGUGAAGCAAUUCAAGAGAGAAAACGACCGUUUCUGGAUGAUUGUCGCUCACCCUAACAUCAACUUGUUUGCUGCAUGUCACGAUUCAGGUGUAAUGGUCUUCAAAUUAGAUAGAGAGAGACCUGCCUCUACCCAAAACCAACUCCAGGAGCUCUUUUACAUCAACAAUGAUAACCAGGUGCAAAAGUACAAUUUUAGUUCCAAGGCCACUUCUUUGCCUCUAUUGUCCUUGAAAAAAAUUGCAUUACCGUGGAAUAAAAUCAAGAAUAUCUCUUAUAAUGCAUCCGAAAACUCAAUGUUGAUUCAGUCUGGUGACAACGAUACCGGUAUUUACUCAUAUUUUAACUUGCCAAAGGAAAUUGUUGGAGCUUUGGAACCUUCUGUAAGAGGUGAAGGUAAAGCAAAUUCUGCUUAUUUCAUUGCUAGAAACAGAUUUGUCACUUUUGUCAAAUCUUCUCACAAAUUGAACGUUCAUGACUUGAAUAACAACGUCACUAAGGCAAUUACCUUGGAUUCCGAUGUCAAGGACAUUGUCCCUGCCACUCCAGGAUGUAUCUUAUUACUGAAGCCAACCACUGUUGUCUUAUACGAUGUUCAACAAAAGAAGGAAAUCGGUUUAUUGCAAAUGAACAACGCAAAAUACGCCGUUUGGUCUAAUGAUGGCCAAUACUUGGCUCUCUUGUCAAAGCAUACCAUUGUCAUCGUCAACAAAAAGUUUGAGACUGUUAUGUCAAUGCACGAAACUAUCAGAAUCAAAUCUGCUGCAUGGGAUGAUACUGGUGUUUUACUCUACUCUACUUUGAACCAUAUCAAAUACGUUCUAUUGAACGGAGAUAAGGGUACUAUUAAAACCUUAGAAAACACCAUGUACAUCACUAAGGUCCAAAACUCUAACUGUUUCUGUUUGAACAGAAAAGGUGAAGUUGAAUGUCUUGAAAUCGACCCAACUGAAUAUAGAUUCAAGAAGGCAUUAAUCAAUAAGAAGUUCAAUGAAGUUUUGAGAAUUAUCAAAAACUCAAAUUUGGUCGGUGAAAACAUUAUUGCAUAUUUAGAAAAGAGCGGUUAUCCAGAAGUUGCUUUGCAAUUCGUGCAAGAUCCUGAAACUAGAUUCGAUCUUUCUAUUGAGUGUCAUGACUUGACCGUCGCAUUAAGUGAGGCCAAGAAGAUCAACACCAAACCUAUUUGGGAGAAACUAGGUAGAGAAGCUCUCAGCCAAGGUAACAUUGAGAUUGUUGAAUUAGUCUAUCAACAGCUUCAUCUAUUAGACAAGCUCUCAUUCUUAUACUUGGCAACAGGUGAUGAAAAUAAGCUAUCCAAAAUGGCUGAUAUCGCAGAAAAGCGUGAAGACAUUGGAUCACUUUUUACUAACUCCAUUUAUUUGGGUGAUGUUGAGCGUAAGAUUCAAACUUUCUUGCAUACCGGAUUGACUCCAUUGGCUUAUGCAACCGCAAAAAGCAAUGGACUUGAUGAUAUUGCCGAAAAGAUUUUGGCUGAUUCAGGUGUUUCUCUGAAGGAUAUUUCAUUACCUGAUCAAUUGUUGAAAAGCAAGCCUUCUGGUGUUUUAAAACCAAUUAACAAGACCACAAGUAAGAACUGGCCAUUGAGUGAAGCCAAAUUAUCAUUCUUUGAGCAAGCAUUAUCGGGUAACUUCGAGGACCUCCAAUUGGAAGACAAGGCUGUUAACGGUGUAUCGACAACUAAUGAAAAAUCUGAUUUGAUUGAUAACAGCUUUGCUGACGAUGAUUACAUCGAUGAUAAUUUAGGUGAAGAAGACGCAUGGGAUUUGGGUGAUGAAGAUCUGGAUGUUGAGUUAGAUAAUGCAGAAGAAGAAAAUGAGAAUCUUACUGAUACAUCCAAAUUACCAAAGGAGCUGAAAAGUUGGGUGAAGAACUCUAAAACUCCAGGUGCUUACAUUGCAGCCGGUAAAUUCGAUACGGCCGCAAGUAUGCUGAACAAGCAAGCCGGAAUCAAGAACUUUGAACCUUUCAGACAACGUUUCUUGGAAAUUUAUACUGCAUCCAAAUUGAAUAUUUCCACCUUCGACGAAGAAUCCAAUGGCAACUUACCUGUCUACAUCAGCGAUGUCGAGAAGGCAAACGACGGUAAGAUUCUGGGACUGGUUCCAGGUUAUGAUCAACUGGAGGAAUUGGUACAAGAAGGUUUCAAGUUGUUCAAAUCCAACCAGUUGGAGUCGUCCAUCGGAAUAUUUAGAAAGAUCAUCUACAUAAUUGCUACGUUGUCUCUAACAAGUGAUGAAGAGGAGAGCAAAUGCAAAGAGAUUCUAAAUAUCUGUAAGGAGUAUAUCAUAGGAUUGCAGAUCGAAUUGGCCAGACGUGCUUUGCCACCAGCAGAAAUCAAGAGAAACUUGGAACUUGCGGCCUAUUUCACUCACGUCAAGUUGCAACCUGCGCACCGUCUGAACGCUUUGCAAGUUGCAAUGACCCAAUCUUUCAAGGCCAAGAACUACCACUACGCAUCCUAUUUUGCUACCGAGUUCUUAAAGAUCAUGUCUAGUGGUAACAGGGCAGAGCAAGCUCGGAAGAUCCAGGCUAAGGCCGAAAAUAUCGCAACAGAUGCUAUUUCCAUCGAUUUCGAUCCGUUCACAGAGUGGGAAAUAUGCGCUGGAGAUUUCGUUCCUAUUUAUAAAGGUCAAGAGAUCGUACGUGAAAAGAUGUUGGGAGUCGGAUACAGCAAAUCGUGGAAGGGUAAGAUCUGUAAAAUUACACUUGUGAGUGAGAUCGGGGGUAUUGGAAGCGGAUUGCGUCUCAGAAACUGAUUGAUACAAUUGCCAGCUUCUUCAGCAAUCUGUCUUACCGAGUUCUCUCUACUUAUUUAUUGUUUAUAUUGUUUAUAAUUGUUUCUUAAGUUCAUUGAGUC